Messenger RNA from Humulus lupulus (European hop), 999 nucleotides. RefSeq lists its product as uncharacterized. Gene Ontology annotation, cellular component: mitochondrial matrix. The record is from RefSeq and is a predicted model, not a curated record. Lineage: Eukaryota; Viridiplantae; Streptophyta; Magnoliopsida; Rosales; Cannabaceae. The transcript is spliced from 3 exons. Bases 74 to 700 code for a protein of 208 amino acids.
GAUUAUUUAUAUUGGGAGUUAAAUAAUACGGCUAAUUGGAAAUAGGCGGUGAUUGGCGUGGAGGGGAAGAAGAAUGCAGAGAGUGAGCAAAAUCAUUCAGAAGGGUGCUAAAGCUCUUCAAGAUCUAAACUUGCUCAAAGUUUUGCAAUCUGAGAUUACCCAUGAGCUCUCUUCCAAUCCCUUUCAGGAAGUGAAAAGUGGUUCUUUGGGAGAUUUUGUAAUGGACUGGGAUUCAUGGCAGUCUCAGGAUGUGGUUCUUCGGAGAAAAUGUGAGACAGGUGAGGAGGUUGCUGUCUCAGCGUUGCUCGGUCCAUUGCCCUUUAGUAGGGAGACAGACACAGGUGACGGUAUGUUUCCACGGAAUGUUUUGAUGAAGAUAUGUGUGAAGAAGCCUGGAUUGAGAUCUGUGUUGCAGUUUGAUUGUGAAGUUUAUAACAAAGGCAGCAAUGGGUCUCAGUUCAACAUCCAAAAUGCCUAUUAUCUUCAAUCUUCAUCAGCUAUCAGCAGUUCAGACUAUAGAGGCCCCAUAUUCUGUGAUCUGGACCAUCGGCUCAUUGGAGCGUUCAAGGACUACUUAGUAUCCAAGGGCAUCGGCGAAAGCGUGACAAAUUUCCUUCUCCUCCACCUCCACAAAAAGGAGCAUGGCCAAUAUGUGAACUGGUUAAAGAAACUCGAGUCCGUGGUAACUAAAGAUGAGUGAUCAAAAUUCCCUUCUCCAUUUUGAACAUCGAUGAAUCUAUUCUCUUUAAACCAUACACCGCCAAUUUUUGUACGGAGGAUGUUGCAGGUAAAAUAUAUGAGGAGAUUAUAAGUUGAUUAUUGAUAAGAAUACAAAACUUUUUUAUAUGCAUAUGCUGACAAAUGAUAAAAAGAGGUUAUAGUUGGUUUUGUUCUUAGUUCUUACAAUGAAAUUGGAGCUAGUUUCCUUUAUGUUUAUGUUUGUAGCAUAGACAACAUUUACCUAAAAAUUGAUCUUCUUGGAUGGACUUGUAGAUUUAA